ACAUUUUGGAAAACUUAAUUAUACCACUUGAUAGCCCUUGGAAUUCUCUAUCACCCUGUCUAUUUUUGUCUUCGUUUACAGUUAAACAUUACCAAAAUAAAUUGAGUGCAAUGAAGGUACCCUUAUGUCCAGAUUCUCACAGACUGGAUUUUUUCUCUGCCAUCAAAAUUAGUCUUUCAGAUUUUUCUAUCACUAUGGUGUUAUCUUUUUUAAAAGUAAUUAUACAUUCUGAUAGAGCUUGAAAUUCUCUAUCAGCCCAUAUAUUUAUCUAUUGCCUUAUAUUUGUUUAUUGAAAAAUAAUUUGAAUAGAAUGAACGGUCCCUCAAUCGACAAGUAUGAAAAAUCUGCAAUUUUUCUCGCUACUUAAAUUCAAGACAAUAUAUUAAUAUAUAUGAUGAUAGAGAAUGUCAAGCUCUAUCAGAAUGUAAAAUUUUUUUUUGGAAAAAGUUAUUCCUAUACGAAAAUAAUUUGCGAAAGAAACUAAAAAAACAACGAAAAAAUGCGGAUUUUGUAUACUUGGCAAUUGAGGAGGCGUUCAUUGUAUUCAAAUUAUUUUUCAGCAAACAAAUAUAAGGCAAUAGAUAAAUAUAUGGGCUGAUAGAGAAUUUCAAGUUCUAUCAGAAUAUAUAAUUACUUUUUCGGAAAUGUAUUUUUAUAGCUGGAGAACUAGUUGAGGAGACAAAAUCCAAUCUGUGAGAAUCUGGGCAUAAGGGUACCUUCAUUGCACUCAAUUUAUUUUGGUAAUGUUUAACUGUAAACGAAGACAAAAAUAGACAGGGUGAUAGAGAAUUCCAAGGGCUAUCAAAUGGUAUAAUUAAGUUUUCCAAAAUGUCCUUCUCAAGCGUCAAUAGAUUCGAAAUACCAUGUCCAGCUUUUACUUUCCAGGGGUAUAUAUCUGAUUAAACACUGACUAAUGAAAUAUUAAAAAAAAAUCAAAUAUUGAUUGUUGAUUAUUAUUUUAGCAAGUAAUAGUUGUCGACAGGUGCAAUAUCUUAAUCAUGGUACUUGUUAUGAAAUUUACCAGGUUUAUCUGUUUCGCCUUAUUGUUUAUGUAAAAGUGGAUAUACUGGAAAAUUUUGUGAAAUUGAGUAUUUUCGAUGUCAAUUAAAUGGUCGUUUUACUUAUCAAUAUAAUUGUGCUAAAGGAAAAUAUUUUGAAUGUAUUCAUUAUGGAUAUGAUGGACCAAAUAAAAAUGGUAUAUUAUUAAGUCGAAAUUGUCCUUUAUCACUUCGAUAUAAUGUUCUUACUGAUCAAUGUGAUUAUUCGACAAAUGUACAAUGUAUUGAGAAUGAAACAGAACAUUCUCUUUUUUGA
This is a messenger RNA of Rotaria sp. Silwood1, 1314 nucleotides long. The record is from the annotation of a GenBank genome assembly. NCBI's taxonomy places the organism in Eukaryota, Metazoa, Rotifera, Eurotatoria, Philodinida, Philodinidae.